UAUGUCAGUGUAUUUAAUUAACAGCUUUGGACCUUGCUGACCAAACAAAGAAGAUGUAGAUCUAAUCAUCUUGGAGAAAUUCAUUUCCUACAAAGUUCUACUUGGACAUGUCUUCGCACGGAACGUCUCUUCAUUUCAUUGUGGUUCUUCUAUCACUGCUGAUUGACGGACAUGGUUGUGUGGAGACAAAGCCCAGCUCAAACUUCACUUCCUGUUCAACUGAUUCUAACUGCGAUCAUGGAAUGUCUUGUGUCAGGUCGACCUGUAGAUGUCCAAUGACCAUGUAUUACGAUACAGUUCUGCAUUGCCUCCCAGAGUGUCACACGACAGUCACUGAACCGUUCGGCUCUAUAGCGAGCCCAAGAAACUCCAGCAUGUACAGAAAUGAAACGUUCUGUACUUGGUCAAUACGAGGACGACCCAAUACAUUUGUUGCAUUCAAUCUUUUAAGUCUAGACCUGAAAGCCAGCCUCAAUUGCAUCAACGACAACUUGGAGUUUUUCGAUGGUCUGAGCGCCAGCUCACGCUCUCUAGGUCGUCAGUGUGGAAUGUCUCACACCACAAGCAUCGUGUCAACAUCCAACCUCAUGUACAUCGUCUUGAACAGGUCGAAAAAUGUGGGGGGAACAUUUGCUGCCAGGUACAGCAUUCAAGAAUGCAACCAGACGAUGACCGAGACAAGCGGACGUAUCCAAAGUCCCGGCUACCCUGUGCGAUAUUUUCCGAACUUGCGUUGCUUCUGGAGCAUUAAUGUCGACCCUGGGAUGCUGAUAGUUUUAAGUCUUCCCAACAUUAGCCUCGAGUCCAGCUCACUUUGUGUAUACGACAAUGUGCAAAUUUUCGACGGACGCAGCACUGACACCAGGUCCAUGGGGAAAUUCUGUGGGCGAACAUUUUCAAGCGUGAUUUCCAGCUCCAGUUCUCUGUUGGUGAUGUUCCGGUCAGACGGAAUGGUAGAAAGUUCUGGUUUCUUUGGCAACUAUACCGCUUUUAGCUGUAACUUGACUACGACUCAAACUUUUGGCCAUUUGACUAGCCCAGGCUAUCCCUGGAACUACUCAAGUAAUGUCACAUGCUCAAUGACCAUUAUUGGACAGCUAGGAACCACAGUCAUCUUAAGUUUUAACGAUGUUGCCCUAGACUCAUGCCUGGAUUGUUCUUGUGACUAUGUUGAAGUGUUUGAUGGUGCCAGCACCAGAGCUCCAUCAUUAGGCAGAUAUUGCAACUCUUCAGCCAAUGGGACAAAAUCUUCUAGAAACCUGGUGCAUCUUUUGUUCCACACGGACGGUGUAGGAGUAAACAGAGGAUUUAACGUCACCUUUUUAGUCUUGGGAUUACCACAAGGAGCAGAAUGUCUGUCCACUCAUCAAUGCAGUAUUGGUGUCUGUACCAAGGGUCAAUGUGACUGUCCAGAUGAUCAGUUUUACGGCAGCCUGCAGACAUCCUGUGUUUUAAAAUAUCGCAAGCUCCACCAAUGCAAUGACACCCGACAAUGUCAGGAGAGUCUGACCUGUGUUCAGGGUCACUGUGAGUGUUUAGAGAGUGAAACCUUUGAUGUGAUCACAGCUGCCUGUAUCAGAAGGCUGUUUCAUGGCGAGGAAUGCAGCCUUCAGUUAGAAAACAUCUGUCUUAGUUCAGAAAUGGUCUGCAGACCCGAUUUCGAGAAUACGUCUCGCUGUCUUUGUAAAGAUAGUUCGAUAUUUAACGGCUAUACUUGCUCCUCUGACGACCUUGCUAAAAUUCAAACAAUGGUCACUCCCUAUAAGGGUUGCUAUGAAGUUGACCUGGUCUGGAUGCCUGCCCAUGUUUUCACGAACAUCUCUUAUCAGCUGACCUGGUGUAAAUCCAGCGCUGCUGAUGGCGAUAGGAUACUGAUGACCACCACCAAUACAACCGCUCGAUUGACCGGACUGUCCCCAGGAGAGGAGUACAUUGUCCAGAUUUGCACAGUUUUGGCACAAUACAACUUCUAUCCAGAGAUCUAUGUUUGCAUGGAUUUCACUGUGGUCACAAUUCCGGAAGUACCUGGCAAACUGAACAGAGUGACUAGCUCGCUGUUUCAAGUUCCGUAUGUCCUGAGGUUUGAACCAAUACUAGGUGGCGCGGCCUACUACGAGCUAACAUUGAUUGACGAUGAGGACACCCAGACCUACAAAGUCAUGGAGUCUGAGGUACAUAUCAGUCCAUCGCGACUAAAUGUCUUGCAGGCUUACUGCAUCAAAGCCUUCAAUAAACUUGGAGAGAGUGGACACUGUCGAAUUGGAGUAGUACAUAUCACUAACUCUGGAGACGUUCUGGUAAGACCUACAACAGAAGAUUCUUUGGACUGGAAAUUAAUUUUCACCAUUGGUCUCGGCUGUGUCAGUUUCUUAUUGCUGGUUGGUUUAAUUACAUUAACUCUGGCUCUGAGAAGGCAAGGGAGACCAAUCAAGAAAAGCAGCGGGAAUACAGACGAGUUUAGUCAGAUUUCUUUCUGUCUGAACCCUUUCAAAACCAAGGUCGUCAAAGGUUCAGAAGUCAAGGGUGAAACCAGUGAGCAUCCCUAUGACACCACACAUUUAACAAGAGAGUAUGGUGACUUGAACAUAUAUACCAUCCCUGGUGAGUAUGGUGUGAGGAAUGCUGGUGCCACACAAGAUGCCGCCUACUCCAACUCCACACAUUAAGAGGACACGGAUAUUUGUGUUCAAAAAUAAGCCAAAAAUUGUUGUAUUGUACAUACAUCGUUAUAUUAUAAUAGACUCUGUAUACAGUGUCACUGAGUUUUCCAAUGCAAAAAAAAAUGUAGGCUCAAAGAUAACAAAAUGUUAUGUUUAGGAUUAUUUUAAUAGGUAAGCGCCAAAGAACUAAGCUUUUAAAAGAAAUUAACACUUUCUGAAAAUGUGCGAUUUUACUCCUAACCCUAGUUUUUGCCAGUGGCGUUAUUAGGUAUUAGUUGGGUGUGCGGGGUGCGAACUGUUCUAGUCUAUAUUCAGCAGGAUUGGAGUUUGUUUUGCAACGACAGACUUUUCUUUUUUAAGUAUACUUUUCAUGAUCUAGAUAUUGUGACAAGAGAACGUAUUAGAAUAAAUGUGGAGGAGGAGACUUUUAUGUACAGAAAUGUAUUUAGGAAGAGAGAUAGAGGUGGGGUGACACCAUCUGACUGCACCAAGUGUCACCAAGCCUAGCCACACCUCUGAUCUUAGAGAGCAGACAUUGAGUGUUAGAAUUGUAAUGUAGACCCUAUUGCAAAAAAACAACCCAUGCCCAGACUACGUCACACGUACCAGAAGUGAACACCCGAACAACGUAACAGAGUUACUUUUUUUUUUACUACUGCAUGUAAUUAUAGUAUAAUUAUAUAUGUAAUUAUAUUAUUACGUCAACGACUUGUAAAUUGUAUGAUACAUUAUUGAAAUAAAUAAUUGUUGAGUGUGUUACGAGCAGA
Messenger RNA from Biomphalaria glabrata, 3427 nucleotides. RefSeq lists its product as uncharacterized. Lineage: Eukaryota; Metazoa; Mollusca; Gastropoda; Planorbidae. The record is from RefSeq and is a predicted model, not a curated record. Bases 108 to 2666 code for a protein of 852 amino acids. The transcript has 16 exons. Gene Ontology annotation, molecular function: protein binding.